ACUGACUGUUAAAUGUUUUAACCUCACAAAAUGUACAAUCACAAAAUCUCUUUCCUUAGCUAACUCUUCUCGUUAGUGUUAUUUUGCUCUAUUAAUUUAUUUACUUGUACUUGAAAGAGGACUUCACCGCCGUCAAAAUGGCCAAACGUACAAAGAAGGUAGGAAUUGUAGGUAAAUAUGGUACCCGAUAUGGUGCCUCGCUGCGUAAGAUGGUCAAGAAAAUUGAAAUCACCCAGCACAGCAAAUAUACCUGUUCAUUCUGCGGAAAGGAAUCUAUGAAGAGAGCUUGUGUAGGAAUUUGGUCAUGCAAACGGUGUAGAAGAACUGUAGCAGGUGGAGCUUACGUAUAUUCUACAACAGCUGCAACUACUGUAAGAUCCGCAAUCAGACGUUUGAGGGAAGUGAAUGACUUGUAAUUUCCAGCAUUUGAUUAUUAUCUAAUAUAAGGACAUUAAAAAAAAAAAUGCAUUUG
Rhopalosiphum maidis (corn leaf aphid) is the source of this 472-nucleotide messenger RNA. It is a transcript of the gene RpL37A, whose product is annotated as 60S ribosomal protein L37a. The transcript is spliced from 3 exons. The record is from RefSeq and is a predicted model, not a curated record. Gene Ontology annotation, molecular function: structural constituent of ribosome. Bases 138 to 416 code for a protein of 92 amino acids. Gene Ontology annotation, biological process: translation. Lineage: Eukaryota; Metazoa; Arthropoda; Insecta; Hemiptera; Aphididae. Gene Ontology annotation, cellular component: ribosome.